UUCCCAGACCUGGGCAUUGAUCGUUGUAGACCCUACUCUGUGCUCCCACCCCAUCCACCCUGGAGCAGCCCUUAAUUUGGCAAAUUAGCAUGAACCCCUGGAGGUCUUAAGUAUUAGAUUUCUCUAAAGUUGAACAGAGACCAUUCAUCUCAUCCAUUUUCCAUUCUCACAUUCUUUGUCUUCCCACAGAAACAGGACACCUCAGAACCCAGGCAGCCCUCACAGCCCAAGGUCAUGGGCUCUCCAGAACUGACACUUAACCCCCACCCCAGCGUGGAGUCCCAAUCCAGCAUCUCUUCUGUAGUCUUUCCUUUCAUUCCUCUAAUUUCAGCCUCCAGCCACAAUCAGGGAUGACAGAGCAGUCCUUACUGUCCAACAACACCUUCCCCUGCCCAGCUUCCUUCCUGCUAACAGGCAUCCCAGGGCUGGGCACCAUGAGUGCCUGGCUCUCCUUGCCCUUUGGCUCCAUGUACCUGCUAGCUCUGCUCGGCAAUGCAGCUCUGCUGGCUGUGGUGAAGGUAGAUACUACUCUGCAUCAGCCCAUGUUUCUCCUCCUGGCCACCCUGGCUGCCACUGAUCUGGGCCUGGCCUCCUCUGUGGCCCCAGGGCUGCUGGCCAUCCUGUGGCUUGGGCCCCGGCCCAUCCCCUACGCUGCCUGCCUGGCCCAAAUGUUCUUUGUCCAUGCCCUGACUGCCAUGGAAUCAGGUGUCUUACUAGCCAUGGCCUGUGACCGUGCGGUGGCUGUGGGGAACCCACUACGCUAUCCAACCCUGGUCACAGGUGCCCGUGUGGGUUGGAUAGCUGUGGCAUUGGGGUUGCGGGCUGUGGCCAUCGUGGUGCCCUUUCCAUUGCUGGUGGCCCGAUUCAAGCAUUUCUGGAUGAGGGCCGUGGCCCAUGCUUAUUGUGAACACAUGGCAGUGGUGGAACUGGUAGCUGGCAAUACAAGGGCCAACAACCUGUAUGGGCUGGCACUGUCUCUGGCAGUAUCGGGCAUGGAUGUAAUGGGCAUUGCAGGCUCUUACAUUCUCAUUGCUCACACUGUGCUGAGGCUGCCCACCCACCAUGAGGCCCGGGCCAAGGCUUUUGGUACCUGCAGCUCUCACAUCUGUGUCAUCCUGGCCUUCUAUGUGCCUGGCCUCUUCUCCUAUCUCACACACAGAUUCGGCCGCAGAACCGUUCCCCGCCCAGUGCACAUUCUACUCUCAAAUGUCUACCUGCUGCUGCCCCCAUCCCUCAACCCACUCAUCUAUGGUGCCCGCACCAAACAGAUCAAGGAGAGGCUCCUCUCAUUCUUCACACCCUGGAAGGGUCAGCUUUGAUAGGAUGCCAGGAGUCUGGGCUGGAGGCCUUGGAACCAUGAGAGAGGCUUGAGGUAUCUGCUCAUUGG
Phascolarctos cinereus (koala) is the source of this 1387-nucleotide messenger RNA. It is a transcript of the gene OR52W1, whose product is annotated as olfactory receptor family 52 subfamily W member 1. NCBI's taxonomy places the organism in Eukaryota, Metazoa, Chordata, Mammalia, Diprotodontia, Phascolarctidae. Gene Ontology annotation, biological process: G protein-coupled receptor signaling pathway. The record is from RefSeq and is a predicted model, not a curated record. Gene Ontology annotation, molecular function: olfactory receptor activity. Gene Ontology annotation, cellular component: plasma membrane.